CAGCAGUCAGAUCCAGAUCUAGUGACAGUGACUCGAUCAGCUCCACAAUGUGGCUCUUGGUUUUCUUAGCGUGGCUGGUGAUAUGGGCCGGGGGCACGUACUGGUACCUGUUCGGGAAACCGAGCCCCUUCUCCCUGGAGUCGGUGAGACCCCCCGGACCCCGCGAGUACGAUCAGAAGAAGCGGGACAAGGUCAUCAAGCAAGGUUUCAGCCUCGACAAGGUGCCUCAGAAUCUGGACGUCAUCGUCAUCGGUAGCGGGAUCGGCGGGCUCACGGCCGGAGCCACGCUGGCCAAAGCAGGCAAGAAGGUCCUGGUGCUGGAGCAGCACGACCAGGCCGGGGGCUGCUGCCACACCUACGUAGAGAAAGGCUUUGAGUUCGACGUGGGGCUCCACUACAUCGGUCAGCUCCACGAGAACAGUCUGCUGCGGAUCGCCUUCGACCAGCUCUCCGAGGGCCAGCUGGAGUUCCAGGAGCUGAAUCAGCACUUCGACACCAUCCAGAUCGGCCUGGGCGACGAGAGGCGGGAGUACACCAUGGUCUCCGGUAAGACGGAGAUGAAAGCUCACCUGUUGAAGCAGUUCCCCGACGAAAGGAAGGCCAUCGAGACGUUCUUCGAAAUCAUGAAGGUCUCGGCUAAGAAGACACACUACCUGGCCACUCUGAAGCUGAUCCCUCGGUGGGUGUCUUUGUUCCUGGUGAAGUCGGGCAUCGCGGACCUCGUCUCCCCCGUCUUCCGCCUUUCUGGCACAUGUGCAACCGAGCUGGUGAACACGCUGACGACCAACAAGGACCUCCACGUCAUGUUCUCGUACCUUUUCUACGGCGUGCCCCCGCGUGACUCCAGUAUUGUGAUCAACGCCCUCCUGGUUCAUCACUACAAGCGAGGAGCCUACUACCCCAAAGGUGGAGCCAGUGAAAUCGCCUUCCACAUCGUCCGCACCAUCCAGAAACACGGGGGCAACUGCCUGGUCAGAGCGCCGGUCUCCCAGAUCCUGGUCAACGAGGAGGGGGCAGCUUAUGGUGUGAAAGUGAGGAAAGGUCUGGAGGAAGUGGAGAUCCAUGCGUCCGUGGUCGUCUCCAACUGCGGCAUCUUCAACACCUUCCAGAGACUUCUGCCACCUGAGAUUCAGGUCAAACACGAUAUUCAGGAACGAGUGAACAUGAUGAAACACGCCAGAGGUUCGUUCUUGGUCUUCUCUGGCUUUGACGGAACCAAGGAGGAGUUGGGCCUCGUGUCCACCAACUUCUGGCUGUUCAAGAACAACGACAUGGACAAGUCGAUGGAUGACUUCUUUGCGUUGAGCAAAGAGGACGCGCCGGAUAACAUUCCCAUGAUGUUCAUCACGAUGCCGUCGUCCAAAGACCCAGAAGCCCAAAUCAGACACCCUGGGAAAUCCUGCAUGACCAUACUGACCAUGGCCAAGUACGAAUGGUUCGAGGAAUGGAAGGACACGGCCGUGCGAAAGAGGGGCGACGAGUACCACAAGUACAAAAUGCGAUUUGCCAAGAACCUCUUUGACUGGGCCUGCACUCUGUUCCCUAAAAUCAAAGACAAGUUGGUUUUCCAGGAAGUGGCGACGCCGCUGACCAACGUGCACUACCUCGGCGCCCAACGUGGAGCCAUGUACUCCGCGGAGCACAACCUCGACCGUUUCCACGCCGAGGCCGUGGCGAAGAACAGAUGCGACACCCCUGUGAAAAACCUCUACAUCUCAGGUCAGGACGUGUUCAGCUGUGGGAUAGCGGGAGCGCUGCACGGCGGACUCCUCUGCGCCGCCACGGUGUUGGAUCACAUCAUCUACAUCGACCUGCUCCUCCUCAAGAAGAAGCUGAAGAAGAGGAAGGCCAAAGAGCUGGCCCAGCUGGCAACGAAGAAGCUGCAGUGAGUCCAGCUUGUACUUCCCCCGCAGGACAUUAGUGGAACUGCACACGCCUGGUGCAAAUGGACCCCUUGACCGUCGUGGGAAUCUGAGAGGAACACGCCACCGACGUGUCCUGGUUCUGUUCUACACGACCCACGUUGUGUCUAUGGAAGGAACAGGUGUAAUGAUGAACACUGUGGCCAGUGUCAAAACUGAAUAUGUCGCAAAAAAGUUUGAGCAAAAGCCGUCACGCCAUCGCAAAAUUGAAUCUUUCGACGAACUUUGAUCUUGAGAACCAAGUGUAGAUUGUAAAAUAGCCCUGAGUGAUUCACGUGUUCCUGGUGGAUCAUUUAGUCUAAUAAAGUACACAGACGUCUGGUUCCCUCGUUAACACGUGAACCAUGCACUCAUCAAAGAAGGAAACUAUACACAGAAGUUAGUAGUGAAGGAUUUGUACCAUUUUCUAUACUUAAUACUGCGCUGUACCUCUGCAGCAUUACAUGGGAAACCAUAUAUGUUAUAUUAUAUAUAUUAUAUUUUUAUUAUGAUCCUGUGCAGAUAAAUAACUAGAGGAAAGAGAUCUUUAUUUUUCUGUGUUAUUCUCUGAUGUGUACAAUAGUAUUUCAUUACUUCAUUGUUUUACGUUUGUAUUUAAGUAUACUGUGAUUUCAACUGAAUUGGGUUUUACUGUGUUAUGGUGGUUUCACAUCAUGUAAAGUCAGACUGAUGUAAAAGUAAGAAAUAUCAUCAUAUGCUUCAUCAUUGUUGUAUGAACAAUAAAAUGCUUUGUGUGUUUG
Scophthalmus maximus (turbot) is the source of this 2662-nucleotide messenger RNA. Its product is annotated as inactive all-trans-retinol 13,14-reductase. Lineage: Eukaryota; Metazoa; Chordata; Actinopteri; Pleuronectiformes; Scophthalmidae. The coding region runs from base 48 to 1889 and encodes 613 amino acids. The record is from RefSeq and is a predicted model, not a curated record. The transcript has 11 exons. Gene Ontology annotation, molecular function: oxidoreductase activity.